AUGCCACUAAAUAAUAGGAUUGUAGUUUCGAUUGGGGGUGGACAUGGGGCUGGUGUUACCAAUGUUUCUUCUCUAUUGAAACAGUCCUUAAUCAAACUUUUCCCCUCCCUCAUCAAGAUAAAAAUUGUUAAUAUGGAUGAGUUAGUUAUCGACACUACUUGUAGAAAAUAUAGCGAACAGGAUUAUAAUUUUGCUGAGAUAUAUGAAAAGUUGGUAGAACCAAUUUCGCUGGAGGAUAAUUCUAAUACAAUUGAAAUUGUUAUUCUCUGUGGUAGUUAUGCCCUUUUUAAUGAUAAGAUCAACGAAAUCUCCAAAUUAAAAAUAUUCUUAGAUACUGAUGGCGAUGACAGAUUAAUAAACUUGAUUCAUCUUAAGAAUGCCGCUGACGAUAAAGAGAGCUUGGCAUUAUUAUUGCAAGAAUAUCUUGAAAACAUGAGACCAGAGAUGGAAAAGAAUAUUAGUCCAACGAAAAAGUUAGCAGAUUUGAUAAUACCGCAUAUGAAAGGAAGUAAUGCGAAUACUGAUAAUGAUAAUAUUGGGUUAGAAAUUAUAGUUGAUGGAGUAGUCAAGAUUAUCGAGCAUAUAAACGAUAAGAAUGGUAAUUCUUCAAUGAAAAGAAUAUCAUCAUCUCCAUUAUGGGAUUUCCAAACAGAAUUACUGAAUGUUGAGAAGGAUAGAUAUUAUGAUUUAAGUUGA
This is a messenger RNA of Naumovozyma castellii, 696 nucleotides long. It is a transcript of the gene DAS2, whose product is annotated as putative uridine kinase DAS2. Bases 1 to 696 code for a protein of 231 amino acids. The transcript has a single exon. Lineage: Eukaryota; Fungi; Ascomycota; Saccharomycetes; Saccharomycetales; Saccharomycetaceae. The record is from RefSeq and is a predicted model, not a curated record.